AUGAGACCUCUUGGUGAAGCCCGCGCCGGCCCCUCCCCCACCCGGCAGCCGCGCGCACCGCGGGGCGGUGGCGGCUCGCGCCGCCAGUUGUGCGCCCCCCCCACCUUCCUCCGCCCCCGCCCGCCCAGACCCGGAACGGCUCCGCGGCCCUCACCGCGUGUCGGGCCGGACCGGCCGCCCGCCCCCCGCGCCCCCGCACUGACCGUUGGGGGGUCCCGCUCGCCAGCGCAGCGGCUCCGCCUCGGCCUCACGCGCGGCGGGCACGCCCCGCCUCGCGCCCCAUCCCGCCGCUGCCGCCGCCCGGCGCUCGCAGGGACGGGCGGGGAGCGGCGCGAGCUCACGCUACCGCGCACGCGCCGCUGCCUCGCUCCGCGCGGGGCCGUGAGGGCGGGGAAGUGGGGCGGGCGGGCCCGGUCUCCCCCACCCCCCGUCGUCCCCUCCCCUCCUCUCGCGCAGAGCACGACGGGAGUUGUAGUUCCCCCUGGGGGGCGCUGUCGGCGAGGGCACUACCGGUCUCUGCCGGCCGCCGCGCUACAGCUCCCAGCGGCCAGCACGCCGCGGGGGGGGGCGGGGUCCAGCUUCUCUGUCCCCCAACGUUGCCUAAGCCCCCAGGCCCGUGGGAGCGGCGUCUGGCUGCCUGAGGGGACCCCGGCCGCUGUCCCGGCCGAGGAAACCGGCGAGAUAUAUUUGAAGCUCCCUCAGCCGCCGCCGAUAGCCGGCAGGCAGCAGGUCCAUCUCUCCUCUGGGAACACAAGGACCGUAAGCGUCCCUGAGCCAUGA
This is a messenger RNA of Haemorhous mexicanus (house finch), 780 nucleotides long. RefSeq names its product sterile alpha motif domain-containing protein 1-like. NCBI's taxonomy places the organism in Eukaryota, Metazoa, Chordata, Aves, Passeriformes, Fringillidae. The transcript is spliced from 2 exons. The record is from RefSeq and is a predicted model, not a curated record. The coding region runs from base 1 to 780 and encodes 259 amino acids.